GGUAUUGCAAGCAGUUUCAUAUGACUCUGCAGAGAUAAGGCUACUCCAGGCUCCUCUCUGAAGAAGACGACGAAGAAGAAGUGUUUCAGCCGCAGAUUAAAAAACACAAAUGUCAACUUCCCCACCAACCUCUUGCGAUUGGAUGCUCCUGGUUGAACAGAAGAAUAUAAAUGUCCGGGUCACGACCAUGGAUGCGGAGCUGGAGUUCGCCAUCCUGCCCAGCACCACUGGCAAACAGCUUUUUGAUCAGAUUGUGAAGACCAUCGGACUGAGGGAAACGUGGUUCUUUGGCCUCCAGUAUCAUGACAGCAAAGGCUUCUCCACCUGGCUCAAGCUGAACAAGAGGGUGACCGCCCAGGACGUAAAGAGGGAUAACCCUUUGUUGAUCAAGUUCCGGGCCAAGUUCUACCCCGAGGACGUCGCCGACGAGCUGAUCCAGGAGGCGACGCAGCGCCUCUUCUUCCUGCAGGUUAAAGAAAGCAUCUUAAAUGAUGACAUUUAUUGUCCGCCUGAGACUGCAGUGCUCCUGGCCUCGUACGCCGUCCAGGUCAAACAUGGGGACUACAGGAAAGAUUACCACGUUCCAGGAUACCUCUCAAGAGAGAAGCUGCUGCCGCAGAGGGUUUUGGAGCAGCACAAGCUGAAUAAGAAUCAGUGGGAGGAAAGAAUCCAGGUGUGGCACCAGGAGCACAAGGGAGUGCUGAGGGAGGAUGCAAUGGUGGAGUAUCUGAAGAUAGCGCAGGAUCUGGAGAUGUAUGGGGUCAACUACUUCAGCAUCAAGAACAAGAAGGGGUCGGAGCUGUGGCUGGGGGUGGAUGCUCUGGGACUCAACAUCUACGACAAAAAGGACAGAAUGACCCCAAAGAUCGGUUUCCCCUGGAGUGAGAUCAGAAACAUCUCCUUCAAUGACAAGAAAUUCCUCAUCAAGCCGAUUGACAGGAAAGCUCCAGAUUUUGUUUUUUAUGUACCUCGGCUUCGCAUCAACAAACGCAUCCUGGCGCUGUGCAUGGGGAACCAUGACUUGUACAUGCGCAGACGCAAGCCCGACACUAUCGAGGUGCAGCAGAUGAAGGCCCAAGCCAGGGAGGAGAAGAACAAGAGGCAGAUGGAGAGGGCUCUGCUCGAGAGUGAGAAAAAAAAGCGAGAAAACGCCGAGAAGGAAACUGAGAAGAUUGCUCGUGAGACCAUGGAACUGAUGGAGAGAUUGAGACAGAUUGAAGAACAGACAAAGAGAGCUCAAGAUGAGCUGGAGGAGCAGACUCGCAAGGCGCUGGAGUUGGAAAAGGAGAGAACAAUUGCUCAGGAGGAGGCCGAGCGCCUGGAGAAGGACCGUAAAGCUGCAGUCGAGGCCAAAGCAGCCCUGCUACACCACUCUGAAAGCCAGAUUAAGAGCCAGGAAAACCUGGCCACUGAACUGGCGGAUCUCACCUCAAAGAUCUCCCAGCUGGAAGACGCCAAGAAGAAAAAGGACGAGGAGGCAAAGCGAUGGCAGAAAAGGGCGAUGAUGGUGGAGGCCGAUCUGGAGCGAACCAAAGACGAGCUGAAGACGAAACUCAUGGGGGUCCACAUCCAGGAUCCCGUCCACUCUCAUAUGCACGAGCACGACGAGACGGAUGAGAGCAGCGCCGAGGCGAGCGCCGAGCUGACUUCCCCGGGCAUGGUGCGAGAUCGAAGCGAGGAGGAACGAGUAACAGAGGCCCACAAGAACCAGAGGCUGCAGAAGAACCUCAAGUUCCUGAGCUUUGAGCUCUCUGAGGCUGUGGAUGAGAGCAAAAAGACCCCCAAUGACCUGAUCCAUGCCGAAAAUGUGAGGGCGGGCCGCGACAAAUACAAGACCCUGCGUCAGAUUCGUCAGGGCAACACUAAGCAGCGCAUUGAUGAGUUUGAAUCCAUGUGAGAAGGUGUGCUGCUGGCCCACCUCGCCCGAGAACAAGACGCUGAGAAAUUUUAGAAGUGUGGGAGAAGAUUACCACAUCAGUAGCUUUGUAAAUGAAAAAAAAAAAAGUAAUAGCAGCUCGAAUUUGACAACAAAUUAUAUUAUAUCUCCUUUUAUUAUUUGGUGAUUUUUAAUUCCAUUACGAUUGUAAACAAACAACUGUGGAAUUAUGACUAUCUGUCGAAAAACCAUUUAAGUUUCUGAACAAACACAACCAUUCCCAGCAGUGUUACAUAUACAAGACUACAGGUUAUCAUUGUUGUCAGUUAUAUUAAAAAAAAAAGUUGAAAGCUGUCCUUAUCAAUCUGAUUAUACACGACUGCAAUUUCACUUUUUUGUUUUGUAAUGUUGAUUAAUUGAAGCUCUGACAUUUAAGUAAAUGGGAAAUCCUGCAGUGCUUAUCUCCAAAAUAAAGAAGCCCAGUGUUGCGUGAGGUAUGUGCCAGUUAUCGAUGCAUUCCUGUCUGCCUG
Salarias fasciatus (jewelled blenny) is the source of this 2406-nucleotide messenger RNA. RefSeq names its product moesin-like. The record is from RefSeq and is a predicted model, not a curated record. Lineage: Eukaryota; Metazoa; Chordata; Actinopteri; Blenniiformes; Blenniidae. Bases 110 to 1897 code for a protein of 595 amino acids. The transcript has 15 exons. Gene Ontology annotation, molecular function: actin binding. Gene Ontology annotation, cellular component: cytoskeleton.